AGCCCAGAGCAGCCAGCACAGAGCACGUGUCUGAUAUCCAGAGUGAGGAAGCUGGAGAAUUUAAGGAGGAAAGUAGAGCUUUGGAGUCUGUGUUCCUGCAUCUCAUUUUUGAUGGUGUACAUAUUAUCUUGCCUUGUUUUGGCACCGGGCAGUAUGGAUUUACAACCAAACUGUUGGUCUGCAGCUGCACCAUCUGUUAAUCAGAGUGGAACUUGUACAUACAGAUCUGUGGAUCACUUCUGUUGGACAAAGUAGGCUGAUUCUUUAAGCUUGUUCCUUUCCAAAUAAGAAUUAUGUGGUUUAAAGUUCCUUUGAAAUACAGAAACAACUGAGUUGCGUGCAGUUUGUUUUGUUAACUUUAUUACAGUUGUACAGUCUCAGUCUUAAAAGUAUCCAGAGUCUUAAGAAGAAAGGUGGUUUUUGUGUGUGUGGGUUUUUUUUCCUAGAACUUCUGUUUUUUCUCUUUUAGUCUUCAGGGGAUUUCAGAUUGUGUAAGCAUCAUAAAAAAUAAAAAGGGAGUUGAUGCUGCAGUGGCAGUGUGUGCUCUCGAAGGGGCUGGGAUGGACACUGAAAGGAAAUUCUCAGAACAGGGAGGAAUAUGUUGGGCACAGGCAGGGGGAAAGGCAUUUCCAUGCUCCUGAGGCUUCUGGUGAGAAGGCAGAAGGGAAGUGCUGAUGCUGAUCCCUGUUGAAGUGUGCCUUGCCCGGGAGCUCAUGGUGGAGCCUGCGUUUUUGCCAGGGAGAAACGUGAGGUGUCAGCACACAGAAGUAUGCACUGCUUGGGCUCUGUUUCCAUGAGCUGGUGCCUUCUGCCCCCGAGGUGGUGGCUGUGAUAAGGCAGGGAAGCAGUUACUUUUCCUGAAGGCAUUUCUCCUCCCUUUCACAUUCCUUUCUCCUUGCAGUCAGUCCGCUACACAUGCAACCAGUGAUUCCAUGGCACCUUCUACUUAAGUAUGUCUCAUACAUUGAGUGGAUUAGCACCCAGUGUGAUGAAGAGCAGUGUCUGGUAGUCAACUGCAAUCCAGAGAGAACCCCUCCAGCUUUGACUGCCUGCCCUCCAGUGGGGGGGGGGGGGGGGGGGGUGUAAGAUGGGAUGUAGGGCACAUUGGAGACUGCUGGUUUGGGAUGAAGUGGUGAGCUCUGGAUGCUGGCUGGAGCCUGAAAUGCAUAGCAUGGAGGUGCACAGCUUUCCAUUUUGGUUGUUCCCUAUGCCCUUUCAGCCCAAGGGCUACCUGGCUUCCAGGGCAGCAGUUAUUGCAGUUCUUUUCUUUCAGAAGCAAACAAGAACGAGGCUGUGCUUAAGCUUCUACUUCUUGUCUCUUUGCUCUCUGCCUGUUUGUAUAUGUAUGGAUAUGUAUAUUCCUUCUAACUUUGAUAUCAAAUUGUUUUCAGUUACCCCAGGCUGCUUCCCUGUGUCUUAUCGACAGCAGAUUGAAAAGCUCUGCUGUGGCCAAGAGAUAGCUUGCACAAAGAGCUGAUUUCAUUUUAUCUGCUUUGCUAUGUUCCAGGGUACCAUUCCCUACUUCAUUUUUGCAUUCGUUUACAGCUCUGUAUAUAAACUUUGCUAGAUGAUGAUCUGAGAUGAAAAGGAACAUUUCAAAAUUAGCUGUUCUCCAGCAGAGCGCGUGAUGGGAAGCAUUAAGUGUUUUGUUACAGUGCAUGUAAAUCCUUUUAUUGCUGGAACGCAGGAGCUCAUACCAAUGAGUUCCCACUAUUAUCCACCAUUCCUGGCCUAUAUUAUCCACUGUUUCUGGCCAGGGCUCUCCAGACUGUUUCUGAAUUGACUCUUCAGUAAGCAGGGUGAAGGAUGGGCUGCUGAAUGGUUGCAGUGUGUGUUGUUCUGCAGGGUUAAUGUUAAUGCUGCAGUGGUGUUUUCUGGAACAAGUUAACAGCUCCAAAGUACUGGUUGUGUUCUUAGACCAGUGUUUGAGAGUGCACGUUCAAUUUGGCUAACUGUCCUGUUAAUAUGAAAGAUGUGUUAUUAAUUAAAAGCAUAACUAUUCACUCUGUACAGUUAUCUGAUUUGUAUGAUUUAGACAAGGUGGGAUGUAGAGAAGCUACAGAGUGUUUUGGGAAGAGCCGGAUGUGUGAGCUGCUGAUAGAAGGUAUUUCCUGGAGAUGAGUUUUAGAACACAAAUUUAGAGAAUAACUUGGCAAAGUAUUCCAAGUGAAGGAAUGUCAUGUCUUGAUCUCUGUGUGGGGUUCACUCUGCUGCUGUCACUGCAGUGAACAUGGGAGUCCUUCUCAGCAUCAGGUGGUGCAUGGUUUGAGUCCUGCAGCAGAUCCAGGGAUAACCAUGAAGCCUUCAGUAUUUCCUCUGUAAGUCCUUUCUUGUGGUCCAGAUCUGUUCCUACUGGGGGUGCAGUAGCUCAUCAGUGGGUGCUGAGCCUCUGAUCUAGGAGCAGUUGGUGCCACAAGAAUCCCUGCUGUCAGCUGGCUGGCAGGGCAGUGGAAGGCAGGCAGGGUGGUUCAGUAGGCAGCAGGAGCGUUGUCUUGGUGCAGAUCUGUGCUGCUCUCAGAAGCAGGUGGGUUCUAUUUGGACCAGCUCCUCUUUGGGAGACUGGUUUGCUGUGACUUCCCCUGAAAUGUGAGCCAGUGGUUGAGCAACACGGGGCCGUGGAAUUCUGUUUAAGCAUGUGUGCCUGCAUGGCAGAAAUUACCAAACCUCCUGCGUCACAUUGCAUUUCAGUCAUGUGAAUCAGCAAUUCAAACCACAAAUUACGAGGGCAUACAGCUGGAGAACCGCUGCUCCAGGAGCGAGGCUGCCUUGUGCUUUUCAUAGUGCUGUGUGCAUUUUUGAUGCUUCCUCUUGAUAGCGUGGGUUGCUGAUACCCUGCAGCACCAUCAGAUAUUAGGUGGGUGUGUUUUACCACACUAGGAAAUAAUUUACCUUACUCUCCGUGUCCUGAGUUCUUUUUUUCCUUCCUUUCCUUCUCAGUUCAGCAUCUAUUUGAAAUGUAGUGUAGAUACAUUACUGCUUUAUCCAGCAGAGUCCCAUAUCAGCUUGAAUUAGCUUGUAUUUUCACAGCAAAUCUCUAGCAAUUAACUGGAACUUUUAGAAGCUCUUUGUAGGUGGGGUUAACAGGUGAUUAUUCAAUUAAAGCAGAGGUGUUAAGACUUGCUUCUCUGAGUCAUAGUAGCAGGAACCUGAAGCUUGGCAAGAAGUGUGGGAUAAGGUCAUUUGUCCUGGGUUUGGGUUGGUCUCCUUGGGCCCUUCUACAGAGCAAAGACUGAAGCUGCGUAUCUGAGGAGUUGGAGGUUGCUUGCAUUCUUGGUUUUCCAGAGCCUUGAGCACAUGGAGGAACAGAUUUUGCAAAGCCUCCAGUAAAUGAACCGCGGGAAUCGGAACAAUUCCUAAUGCAGGCACCCCCGGGAAAUCCACUGCUGCUUCCCCAUACCCUGCAAGAGCUAUUGAGCAAGGAUAGCGUGCAGGUGGAGCUUAUACCUGAGAAGAAGGGCCUUUUUCUGAAACAUGUGGAAUAUGAAGUUUCCAGCAAGAGAUUCAAAUGCUCCGUCUAUAGGCGGUAUAAUGAUUUUGUGGUGUUCCAUGAGAUGCUGCUGCAGAAGUUCCCAUAUCGUAUGGUGCCAGCACUUCCACCAAAGAGGAUGCUGGGAGCUGAUCGAGAAUUCAUAGAAUCAAGGAGGAGAGCUCUGAAGCGCUUUAUAAACCUGGUGGCUCGACAUCCUCCCUUCUCAGAAGAUGUGCUCUUGAAGCUCUUUCUGUCAUUCAGUGGCUCAGAUGUACAGAAUAAACUAAGAGAGUUGGUCCAGGGAGUGGGAGAUGAAUUUCUGACCUGCAGAUUGGCCACCCAGGCCAAGGACUUCCUCCCAGCUGACAUACAGGCCCAGUUUGCUGCCAGCAGGGAGCUCAUCCGGAAUAUUUAUAACAGCUUCUACAAGCUCCGGGACCGUGCAGAGAGGAUAGCAUCUCGAGCCAUUGAUAAUGCCUCAGAUCUUCUCAUAUUUGGAAAGGAACUAAGUGCUUUGGGCUCAGACACUACACCGCUUCCUUCCUGGGCUGCUUUGAAUAACAGCACGUGGGGGACUUUGAAACAGGCCUUGAAGGGUCUGUCUGUUGAAUUUGCACUUCUGGCAGAUAAGGCUGUGCAGCAGGGUAAACAGGAAGAGAAUGAUGUGGUGGAGAAGCUGAACCUUUUCCUGGAUUUACUCCAGUCCUAUAAAGACCUGUGUGAAAGACAUGAGAAGGGGGUACUGCACAAGCACCAGCGAGCAUUGCAUAAGUACAGCAUGAUGAAGAAACAGAUGAUGAGUGCCACAGUGCAGAACAAAGAGCCAGAAUCAGUGGAGCAACUGGAAUCUCGAAUUGUGGAGCAAGAAAACGCCAUCCUAACUAUGGAGCUUCGGAAUUACUUCUCUUUGUAUUGCCUGCAUCAGGAGACACAGCUCAUCCACAUCUAUCUGCCUCUCACAUCUCACAUCUUGGGGGCCUUUGUCAAUUCCCAGAUCCAGGGUCACAAAGAGAUGAGUAAAGUUUGGAAUGAAUUGAAGCCGAAGUUGAGCUGCCUCUUUGUGGGAUCUAGCAAUAUGCCAACUCCACCAUUGUCACCUCCAGAUGGAAACUUCUUUUCCAAUUAAUACUCCGAGCACCUACCGUGAGCAAGAAGUGCAAUCAAGGGAGGGGUCGGACCUCUACCUCCAGAUGUUAGAAUGAAUCCUCCAAACAGCUUUUUUUUUUCUUUUUAAAUACUGCUGCUUUGAGCUGCUCUCUGAUUUAGACAGACUGGAUGUGGGGCAGAACACACAGAUAAAAAGAUAGUCUUAAUUUUGGAAUGCUCUAGGGCAGAGCUGACUUUGGUUAUCUUGCAGACAGUCUUUGUGGGGUCAGGAUGUGGCAUGGUGCAGUAGGUGCUGCAGUGUUAUUGCUGAUGCCUCAGCAUUUUGUACGAACUGUCCUUCAAGAAGGCUUAUCUGUACUCAUGCUGAGAAGCUUCUAAAGUGCUGAGAUAAACAGGGUAUCUGAAGCACUUGCUUGUAGAGAAAAUAUGGAUUUCCUUUUAAGUUUGGGAGGGACCUGUGUUACAGGCGUAUGAGGAAAAGGAAAGCUGAAAGCCAUCCCAUUGGUAGUUGGCUGGAUUUGAUUUCUUACUGUUAAACCUUAAAGCAAAAAUACAUGAACAAAGUGUCCAGGUUCACUAUAACCUCAUUGGGUGCAGGACAGUGCUGCUGUAGCACAGUGGCUUUCCCGUGGAGGCUCAGCACAGUGUUUGUCAGUGUUGAUUCAGUUCAUAGUGGCAGGGCAGCCUGGGGACUUCCUCAUCUGACUCAGUCUGGAGCCAAAGAUGACUGGGUUGGGGAACCUAGAGGAGUUUGCCUGGCAUAAAUGGGAAUGUAAUUGAAUGAGACACUCCUUAACUGUAAUCCACUUGUGUUAUCCAAGCUGGACAGCUGCAGCAGAGAUGUUUAAUUUCUCCUGGAGGUUCUGACAUCCAUCUGCUGAGUUGCUGUUCAGGACUGUGGGAGAGCUGUGACCCCAAGGCUGGCCUUUCCUCUGCUCUAGUAUGAAAUGAAGGAUCCUGGCACACUGGCUGGGACACGGUGCUGAUAAAAUGAUUAGCAGCAAUCAGUAUUUAUCGGGUAUUACUGCAGUUGUCUUUUCUAGCUCUGGAUAGCACCAGAGUGUGUGAAGAGAAGGUAAUGUCAGCGACAGUUCUUUCUCUCUAGAAAUAGCACAGCCCUCAGUAAUGGGGUUUUCAGGAUGAUAUCUGAUAGUGAUAAAGGGACUAAUUAUUCUCCAUGUCUCACUUUGUAUCUCCAGUGACUUUCCCUCUAGAGGCGAAUGGCAGGGAGAGAACUUGUGUGUCACGUUACUUUAGGGGGAGUUUUAUCCUCUAGAGAAAGCGAUAAGUGAAGAAACUGUACAUGUAUACAACAAAACUCAACGUGAUCAGGACUCCCCUGAACCUGUCUUCUGUGGGACCAAGUGAGCUGCCAAAGGGGAGCUUGACACUUGGCUUCUUACUUUUUUCUUCUCUUGGUAGAAAGGAAGCACAUUAUCAAGGGUGAAUGCUCACUGUUAAACUGGAACUGUUACAGUAUUUUCCCUUUGGGGAACUUCCUCAGUAGCAGGAAAUAGAUUUAAAUCUUCCCAUCACAAAAGGCUUUUUUUUUGUGUGUCUUUUAUUUAGAAAAUUAAAUGUAAUAUGAGAUCUUCCUCAACCAGGUGGAAAUUAUGGGUUAGAUUCUUCAAGAGCAAGAUAAUAAGCUAUUUGCCCAGUUUCAUAUCCCCAUUUCCCCUCCCCCCCCUCGUAUGAGGGAAAGUGCACUUUGUGGGUGCCAGUUUAGGGGUGCUGGGCCUUAAGGAGUGUGUAGGGUGUCUCGUUUAACAACCUUGUUCAGAAUACACUAUCAAGAGGUUUUUAUAGCAAUUCAAAUGUUAACUCUCUUCUGAGUCUUUCCUCCUAUGUACUACCCUGAUCCAUUAACUGCAAACGGCUGUGACAGAUCUCUCCUGAAGAUUUCCAAAGUGAUGUAGAAGAGAUUCUGUUUGCAAACCAGAGCAAAACUGGUUGGGAAGGGAAAUGUUUCUACAGUAAAAUAGCAAAUAAGGCAUCUCAAGAAUGGCACAAAAGGGGCAUGUAGGGUUGGUUUGUUUGGGUUCUUUUCCCCUUCCCUUGGUUGACCUUGUCUUGACUGGGAACAUAGUAAGUGUAAAAAACACUUAACCAUAUUCUUAAAUGUUCCAAUUCCUGCCACCUUUAGAAGAUGUUGGCUGGCUAUAGACAGUGACUUGUUUUGUCUUGGUACCCAUCCUCCUUUAUUAAGCUUUGUUUGUUGAAGUGGUGAGCAGUCAAAUUGAGAAAAUGCUGUCUGCCAGAGGAAGAUCUGGUCUGACUGGGGUGUGCUCUGUGAGCUUGUACUUGGCAAGUUCUCUGGAAUGAACCACUGCACUUUUCAGUUGGGGCAGGAGAAAGAAAAGUGUGAUUUCAGAUUUUAAAAACAAAAGAAAAAGCCCACAAAAAGAAUGGAGUUUGCUGUUCUUCCAAGCAGGAAUUCUCUAAUGCAGAUGUACAGACUGCUAUACAUAUGCACAGACCACACAACCUCUAAAGAAACUGGAAUUAUGUUACUUGAGAAAACACUCGUUAUUACAUUGUCAGCUGUUGUCUUUUUGAGGACAGCAGUUUUGGGGUGGGAUUUUCUUGUUUUGCUUUUUUUUUUACUUUAUUCACCUAUUUUGAAAACAAAAGGCUGGUAUCCUCACAGCUGAUACAGCUAGUGGCACUUGCAGAGUUAAUUUCAUACCAAACUGUCAAGCUCCUGUCCAGAGUUUAAUACAACCCUUCAUUUUCAAACCUUCAGUUUGGGAAAGUGACCAGUGUGCAAACAGCAGUAUCAUAUUUACUUCAGUAGCUGAGGGAUUUCUUUACUGUUUUGGUCCUGCUGAGAGAUGUGUCAGACCUGCACACUACAGGGUCCUUGCUCUAGAGGAAUGCAGCAGGGAAUCAACUGAGUUGUCAGUUCUCUAUCUACCCUAGUUACAAUGUAUGGGGGACAGAACUAGUUGUCUCUGUGCUGUUGUGACAGUUUGCUGCAGUAGACUACCUACAAGGGUGAGAACAAGACUUCAGUUGUUGGUUCCAUUGCUGUAGCUGGGUAGAUUGCAAUAAGCACUGGGCAAACCAUAAGACUAACUGAAGAGCAUGUGCUGCCUAUUGAAGUACAGCUGCUCCUGUAAGAUGUUGCACCAAAGAGUUAAUGUGCCUUCUUGAGUGGAAGCUUUCUGUUGUAGUGCUGGAGCUUAUGGUGACUCUCGUGUUUAAAAUAACAAUGAUAGAAAAGGCCUUCAGUCUUUCUGUCUGUGUCUCAAAUAUCAUGGAGGUAUCAGGGUAGUAAACAGUGGGGACCUGGAAAACUGUCUUAUCAGAAGGGCUAUGUUUUUGUCACUCCUAAGGUCACCUCUGCUCUAAGCUGUGGCUGGUACUACACAGGCUUUUUGACCAACACUGUAUGUGGAAAAGCUUUCCAAAUGACUAGAUUUACAAUACAACCUUGAUCUCUGUUUCUUUUCCUCUUUCCCUUUUCUUUGAAAGCUGCUCUUUGUAAUGUUUCCAACAGUGCCUUGCUGCAUUCCUGGGCUUUUACUCUUCUACUCUGAUCACACAGGAGUGCAGUUCCUGGCAUUUUUAACAGACUAAUUCACGGUCUCCACUUUCUGCUGCUCCUAAAAGACAAACUACUAGCUGGGGAUGUAAGCAGUCUCCACACCUGCAGCACAAGCAAUAGUCACUACUCAGUGUUAUGAAGCAAAAACUCAGUGCUGGUGAAAGCACCGUCAUAAAGGGAUUGAACUGACUGCAGAAUGGGGGAUAACAAAUGCAAGUGCAGGCCUGAGCUGUGCUUCUUUUCUUAUCUCCAUUCCCAGAGCAAGAGAAAGUAAUUUGUUCACUCUUGAUUUACAGUUUCCAGCAGGAAAGAAAUUGGGAUACUGUAAGAGGUAUCAGCUGCCAGUCACUCCCUUUCCUACCAUGCAGUAAGGCUUUACAUCCCAUUACUUACAACCUAACCUUUGUGCUUACUUUCCCUUCCUUGCCUCAAGCCAUUCUCUGAACUAGAACAGCCAGAAAUUCAUACUGCUAUGUCAGAAACACAGGUGAGUAUCAAAAGCUUUGUAAAUAAGUCAUUGUGCAGCACAAAAGGAGAAGAGUAUAAGAUAGAUAAAGCCUAUAAUUAAGUCUGAGUUGUGGCUUAUGGAGCAGAUGAAGCAGGACAUUUUUUGUGACGUGAGUGAUUCAGAAUUGCAGGGAGGAGAUGAGAAGAAACAAUCUUGUUCAGAGGGUAUGAAUUUUGCCUGCCUGGAAUAUCCUGUAUCUUUGCUUUGCUCAAAUAGCCUUAUGUAUGAAGCACUUUAUCUAAUGCAGGAAUUAAAGACCUAUUACUACAGCUGGUAGACUGGAAAUGUUUACAGAUCCUAUAUGACAUUCCAAGAUUAUGUUACGUGUGUUUGUAAAAAUGUUUAAAGAAAACAAAAGACCUUCUAUAAAGUUGCAUAUGUGAUAUUUCCA
Messenger RNA from Gallus gallus (chicken), 9022 nucleotides. It is a transcript of the gene SNX8, whose product is annotated as sorting nexin 8. Gene Ontology annotation, molecular function: phosphatidylinositol binding. The transcript is spliced from 11 exons. Gene Ontology annotation, biological process: retrograde transport, endosome to Golgi. Bases 3357 to 4595 code for a protein of 412 amino acids. NCBI's taxonomy places the organism in Eukaryota, Metazoa, Chordata, Aves, Galliformes, Phasianidae. The record is from RefSeq and is a predicted model, not a curated record.